Messenger RNA from Nymphaea colorata (pocket water lily), 2508 nucleotides. RefSeq names its product E3 ubiquitin protein ligase RIN2-like. Gene Ontology annotation, cellular component: plasma membrane; ubiquitin ligase complex; cytosol. Gene Ontology annotation, biological process: ubiquitin-dependent protein catabolic process; protein ubiquitination; positive regulation of plant-type hypersensitive response. Gene Ontology annotation, molecular function: ubiquitin binding; ubiquitin protein ligase activity. The record is from RefSeq and is a predicted model, not a curated record. The coding region runs from base 465 to 2225 and encodes 586 amino acids. NCBI's taxonomy places the organism in Eukaryota, Viridiplantae, Streptophyta, Magnoliopsida, Nymphaeales, Nymphaeaceae. The transcript is spliced from 13 exons.
UUUAUUUGUUCUUCUAGAGCAGAGUUUGCACUCAGACUGUUGAUGAUAGACCGGGGCUGUUCCUUGCCAUGGUCUUGUGGAGGGAGAAGUUUUAGGACUAUGUUAAGGAGUCUUCCCCAAGAAUUUCAAAAUCUUCCCCAAGAAUUUCAAAAUCGUGUGCACAACUUGGUUGUUAUGUUUUGCAUGAGAAAUUCAGCCGUGUUGGUGGCCAUCCACAAUGUUAUGUUGUGCACAUGCAACAAUGGAGAUUCUGUUUCCAGUGCUUCUAAUACAUGUAUAUUCAACAAAGCAUAGCUGAAAUGUGUGGAAUAAUGUGUCGCUCAUAAUGGUCCACUUCGUGGCUGUAACAUGAUUAACUACAAUGCCUAUCUUCAGUCAUGCUGUUAGAAGCAGUUGAAAUCAUUAGACACACUGAAUGCAGCUGUAGUUUCCAGCAAAUGAUCUGUAUUUGAGUCUUUGAGACAAUGGGUGGCAAUAGUUUAACCAUUACUGUGGGCUAUACGGUGAUAAGUCUCAUAGCCCUGUCAUGGAGGACAUAUUCUGUGCUUAAUGAAGUCAUUUCAGAUGUCUCUGUUGCUGGAGAUGGUGAUCUUCUGGCUGGACAAGCAGCUCGUUUGUUGAGUUUGCUUCUAGACUCAUAUGUCACAGUUGCAUUGUUGGUGAACCUCAUAUUAAGUGUUUUUGUUACAGCCAUUCUGUGUCUGAAGACAAUAUUUUUUGGACGCCUAUCUCCUGUUGAGACUACUAAGACCUUUGAGCAUCUUAUUAACUAUGUCAUUCAGAAGCAGGGAGCCUUUAUUCCUUUGGUUAUUCACCCAGACUUUUUCCAAGCAAUCUUUUGGAUGGCAUGGUUUAUGGUUAUUUCUUCUUUGAAGUUGUUUGAAGGACUGGCAAAGGAACGACUAGAGCGCUUGAAUGCAUCACCAUCGACAACUCCAUGGAUAUAUUCUCGUGUAUAUCUUGUUUUGUUAUCAGUCCUCUUCAGCGAUAUACUUUGGAUAAGACUUUGUGUCAUGGUAUAUAGAGCUUCAGAGUCAUCCUCAUGUCUGCUGCUGCUGUUUGAGCCUCUUGGUAUUGCAUUUGAGACAAUGCAGGCUAUUAUGGUUCACGGAUUGCAGCUCGUUGACACAUAUAAUCGUUGUUCCAUGGAUAGAAAUGAGGGUUGCCAUGGAAAUCGGCUGUUUGAUGGAUCCGGAUUAGGUUCAUUGUGGGAGUGGAAAGAUAUGCUGAUCCGGAACUUUGGCUUUGUAUUGGAUGUGAUGACCUUGUUGAUGGCAAUGGGUCAUUACAUGCAUAUUUGGUGGCUUCAUGGACUUUCGUUCCAUCUCAUUGAUGCGGUCCUUUUCUUAAAUUUGCGUACCUUGUUGGCUGCCCUGAUAAAGCGUGUGAAAGGUUUCAUUAAAUUGAGAGUAGCUUUGAAUGCUCUUCAAGGAGCACUUCCAGAUGCUUCUACUGAUGAGAUACUUGCCUACAAUGACGAAUGUGCCAUUUGUAAGGAGCCAAUGGCCACUGCAAAGAAGCUCUCUUGCAAUCAUCUGUUCCACCUUUCUUGCUUAAGAGCAUGGUUGGACCAGGGUAUGAAUGAGGCUUAUUCAUGCCCAACCUGUCGAAGACCACUUGUUAUGGGUAAUCAUGAACAGUCCAUGAAUGACCAAGCAAGGCAAGUUGCUGAUGAUGAGCAACUUGCUAGACGGUUGAGUUCUGGUAUUGAUCAAAGUGCAUCUGGACAUGACCUAAUUGGAGGUGGUACAGUUCCUAAUCAGCCACAGGGUCCAGGAAAUAGUAUAUGGAGAACGGGUCUUGAUGCAGGUUGGGUGAAUUCCUGGCCAAACGUGAGUCUAGAUGGUGCUGGACCAUCAACACCUGUAAUAAGCUCAGUUGGUUUUGGAAGGGUGCAAAUGAUGAUGAGACACCUUGCAGCAGUUGGUGGAACAUAUGCACACGAUACAUUGGAUGACACUUCUUGGAGCCUGUGGCCCAUGGCACAAACCCAGAUGCCUUCAGGUGCCCCACUUCCUCCAUCUGGUACGAGGUACUCCGGUAGCGUGGAUGGCCUGCGUUUGAGGAAUCCAUCUUCCUCUCGGACGGAAAACAUAUCAAGUCUGUUGUCCAUGGCUGAUACGGUGAGGGAAGUGUUGCCUCAUAUUCCGGAUGAAAUGAUUUUUCAGGAUCUACGGCGCACCAACUCAGUCGCUCUUACUGUAGAAAAUCUGCUUCAUCUGUGACUGCCAUGUUGUCUUUGUUGUAUGUGUUUGCCUUCAACUCCAACAUAGCGGCGAUAGUCCUGUAUAUUCUUUGAGCUGUGACCACAAAGAGCUCCUAAAUUUGUGGAGACCUGUGACAUUCACCUUUCCAUGUUAUUGUUGUUAGUCUUUGCAUGUGCCUCAAAUAUGUAUAGAGAAGGGAAUGAUCCCAAAUAUGAUCAUUAUAGACAAUCAAAAUUACAACACCCAAAAAGCUUGUCUGAAACAUAUGUCGUACCAAGGGAUUAACUAUAUAUUGCUUGCA